AUGUUCUCUUCUAAAGAUACACAAUCUGAAGUAUCUUAUAUUAAUGCUUGGCACAAAAAACAAACAGCGCUGGCAUCUGCUUUUCGAUUGCUUUCUGAAGCAUGCAGUGCGGCUGCACGGGAACUUCAGGAUUUUUCUUUACCUUAUGCAUUGCCUUUGAAUGGAGAGAAAGUUAAACAUGUUGCAGUUGAACAAUCUGCAACAGAAAAUUCUAUAUUUUCUUCAUCAGAAAUCCAAAUGAUUCAGGAGUCUACUCCAGAGCUUCAAGCAGAUGUAACAGAAGUUAAGAAACGUAAAGCUCGUGAUCCUAAUCAACCUAAGCGGCCGUUGAGUGCAUAUUUGUCAUUUCAAUUAAAAACACGCCAAGCAGUUAAGGAUAGCCUAGGAGAAAGUGCAACGCAAAAAGAAAUACUUAGUGAGAUUGCUGAAAGAUGGUCUAAGCUUAAUGAUGAUGAAAGAAAGCCCUUUGAAGAAGAAGCAAGAAAAGCACGAGAACAGUAUGAUAAAGAAAUGACGGCGUAUCGUUCUUCAGAAUCUAAAAAUAAUUCAAACGCUUUGUUGACAAAAGAAAAUCCUGUAGAAACACAUAUUAAGACUCCUCCUUUACAAAAAGAUUUAGAAGAGAGUAAAGAAAGUUUAAAAACUGUCUCUAUAGUCGAAGAAGUAAAUGAUACAAAUACUUCUAAAAAUAAUAUCAAUGAAGUUGUAAAAGAAAAAAAAAGAAAACAUAAGAAAAAAGGAGAUGGAUCACAUUUGUCAAGUGAUGGUAAUGCCUCGCUUAAAGAAGAGAAAAAGGAACGUAAAAAGCAUAAGAAAAAAGAAGGACAUGUAGAGAAGGGAUAA
Messenger RNA from Pneumocystis jirovecii RU7, 843 nucleotides. RefSeq lists its product as uncharacterized. The transcript has 3 exons. The record is from RefSeq and is a predicted model, not a curated record. The coding region runs from base 1 to 843 and encodes 280 amino acids. NCBI's taxonomy places the organism in Eukaryota, Fungi, Ascomycota, Pneumocystomycetes, Pneumocystales, Pneumocystaceae.